AUGACAACAUUCGCCAUCGAGCACAAGCUUCUUGUCUCGAGCGGUUUGAUGGACGAGCCGCAUUUCCGCCGACUUCUUAAGUUCCAAACGCGUCGGAGAGAAGCCCUAGUCGGCAAUGAUCUGGAGAUCCGCACUAGAAUCAGUCACGUCUUGACAUCAAAAGAUAACACCACCGCUUGGGUCACCGUCUACUACAUGCAUAUUCAUCGACAUUCCGACUCUAGAUAUGGCGAUGACUACCAGUGGGUGCUAAAAAAGCGCUACUCUGAGCUAGAAGCCUUCCGACGACUGCUUUUCAAGCGAAUCGAAAAGUGGGAGCACACUGUUCAGCGGGAAUUUGCGAACAAGAUAACCGUUCACAAACAGCAGAUAUUUGCAGUCGUCUCAAACGCAAUGCGCCGCGCUAUUUCGCCGUCAUUUCCCAAGAAGCGCCUCCAAUCCGAUAAGCCUGCAGUCUUAAAGGAGAGAGCCAUCGGGCUGCCAAACUUCGUUCGGAAGCUGCUGGGGGUAUACACAGACCUGGCAGUAUACAAGACAAACAGUCAAUUGCAGGCCGGAGCGUUUGCUUCCUCUUGGGCGCAGUUGUGUACCAUUUUCCUAGAGCUUGAGACGAUUCUCGAAAUCCCACAGCCUCAGAAAGACGCGGAGAUCCGGCGGCAGUCCGCUGUCUUGGCGCUAAAAGACUUCACUGAGCUUAGGUUUCUUAAUGGUGAAGAUACUCGCGAGCAUUUUUGCUCCAUUUGCCUCAACGAGGACCCAGCAACGGAAGAAGCAAGACCUGUAGUCGGUUUGCCAUGCGGUCACCACUUCCACGAAGAUUGCGUGAUCGACUGGUUCAGCACGAGUCCAACAUGCCCCCUUUGUCGCCAAUGCUCCCACACAUGGUGUGCCAAUGCUCCCACACAUGGUGUGCCAAUGCUCGAUUAA
This is a messenger RNA of Peronospora belbahrii, 927 nucleotides long. The record is from the annotation of a GenBank genome assembly. NCBI's taxonomy places the organism in Eukaryota, Oomycota, Peronosporomycetes, Peronosporales, Peronosporaceae.